Messenger RNA from Lactuca saligna, 1969 nucleotides. The record is from the annotation of a GenBank genome assembly. Lineage: Eukaryota; Viridiplantae; Streptophyta; Magnoliopsida; Asterales; Asteraceae.
CUCAGGCCCAGCUUUUAUUCGUUCGUCUUCACUUUCACUUCCCUUUGAACGGUCGAUUUUCCCUCCACUCCUCCAGUACUCCGUCGCCUAGUCUUCGUGGCAAACGUACGCCAGGUGUUUGUGAAAAUGCCCCAGAAAAAAUCAUCGAAGAAGGAUAGAACGCCAGCCUAUCCACUCCGAAGAUCUCCAAGAUUUCUCCAAGUUGUGCUCCUAGAUCCUGAAGACCCAAGAACCCCUAAGCCAGAACCACGGAGGACCCGAAUUCCUUCUUCAGCGACUCCUCUCAACUUCACAGAAAAGGUAAAGGUUUCUUCCCGAGGGAGAAGCCUAGGAUCUAAGUCAGAACGAUGUUCACAGAAACUUGGUGAAUCGCUUAAUGCCAGAAAAAGGUCUGAUAAUUCGAAAACUAGGUCUACAAGAUCUAACAGACUGACUCCUUGUGCCGAAGAGUGCACUGAAGAAAAGUCGUCACGUAGUUCAAAACGGAGAAACAGGAAAUUCAAGACGCGAGUAACACGUAGCUCUUCUCAUGGGGAUGUAGAUACAAAUGUUGAGAAGACCAGCUAUGGUGGUUUUACUGGAAAUACAGGCAAUGAUUGUUUAUUAACCCAAGUGGAUACGAAUACAUCUAGAAGAUGUAAGUCUACAUUGCUAAAGAAGAAAGUGAAAACCAGUAAGAAAAAAUGGGAGAAUAAUUCUGACCGAUUUCAAACUUUGGCAUUUGAUGAUAAUCCAAAUGAAGGUGCUUUACUUUUACCAAUCACAGAAAAUCCAACUUUGGAUGAAGAAUUACCUGAAAAAAGUAUAGCUAAAUUGGCAAAUGAAAAUGAAGUUGCCAUUACAACUCCUAGUAUAUCGCAUGAUGAACAACAACCCAUGAACAAGAAAGAUACUAUUAAGAAAAAUCAAAAGAAUAUCGGGGUUAAAAGAAAAAGAAAUCAGCACGAGGGCAUUCCAGUAAUUUCUCAUGGUUGGACCAAAGAUCAAGAAUCAGCAUUGGAAAGAGCUUACCUUAAAGCAAAACCCACCCCACACUUCUGGAAGAAAGUUUCCAAACUGGUGCCUGGAAAAUCUGCACAGGAAUGUUUUGACAAAGUACACGGAAGCCACCUGACACCCCCUCCACCUCGCCUCCGUUCCCGGGCCCGCUUACCAAAUUCACAAGACCCGGUUUUAUCAGCAAGCAAAUUUCUCAGUUCUUCAAGUCCCACAACUAAAAAGCCCAAAUCUUAUAAGCAAAAGAGUCAUGUAAUCCAAAGAAACGUAAGACACAUGUUACAAAAUCAGUAUAAUAAAGGAGAACAAGAUUCAGAAGCUGAUUUGUUCUCAGUUCUUGAGCCCAGUUUCACCGAGUCUUUAACCUCUCUUACGACACCUGUACGCCACCUGGACAUGGAUGUGGCAUUCAAGAGAUCUUCUUCAACAGCUCAUUAUAAAAAGAGUCUUUCAAGAUUUAGUGGUGGUGUAAGUGGAACACUUGUGAGUCCUCCUGUUUUGAAGCAGGUGAAGAAUAAGGCUUUACAUGAAAAGUAUAUUGAUCAGUUGCAUUGUAGGGAGGCUAGUAGGAAGGUGGCUAGUAAAAAGGCUGAAAAGUAUAAUAGCAGAAGUGAAGGGGUGAAAGGGGGAAGUUCUGAAAAGAGAAAGGAUGCGAUUAAAGUUGCUAAAAAUGCAUUGGUUUUUGGUGCUAAAGAUGCUAUUAAUGAGUUUGAGUUUAAACAGGGAAUGGCUUUGAUUGAUAUUUUUGAGGAUGAAUGUAUUGUUGGAGAUGAUGAUGAUGAUGAUGGUGGUCAAGUUUAGGUUUUUUAGGUAACUUUGAGGGUGAUGAAGAGGCUCUUGGAAAUGAAGGUGAAGAAGUUGAGUGUAAUGGAUUGGUGGUGUCUGUUAGCCUUAGGUGAAGAGACUAACUACUAAUAAGUGUAAACAUGUUGUACAUUGAUCAUUGAUCUUGUCUUUCUACCUAGAAAUGUGC